Zingiber officinale is the source of this 1261-nucleotide messenger RNA. RefSeq names its product NAC domain-containing protein 68-like. The transcript has 3 exons. NCBI's taxonomy places the organism in Eukaryota, Viridiplantae, Streptophyta, Magnoliopsida, Zingiberales, Zingiberaceae. Gene Ontology annotation, biological process: regulation of DNA-templated transcription. Gene Ontology annotation, molecular function: DNA binding. Bases 196 to 1053 code for a protein of 285 amino acids. The record is from RefSeq and is a predicted model, not a curated record.
GCUUCCGCGCUCCAUCCCUCGCCGCCGCCCCCGGACGCCCGUGCGCCCUCCUCUUCCUCCUCCUCCCCACUCCGCCUCCCUAUAUAUCUAAUCUCCUUCCCGACCUCCCUUCUCCACGUCCCGAACGCCGCCUCAUCUCCUCCGUCCACCACCUGCUCGACCCAUCGCCUAAAGAGCUUUAUAGGUCAUACGCUAAUGGCCGCGAGGAGAGACGCCGAGGCUGAGCUCAACCUGCCACCGGGCUUCCGUUUCCACCCCACCGACGAGGAGCUCGUCGCCGACUACCUCGUCCGCAAGGCCACCGGCCAGCGCCUCCCGGUAUCCAUCAUCGCCGAGGUCGAUCUCUACAAGUUCGACCCCUGGGAUCUCCCAGAAUUGGCGUGGUUUGGGAGCAAAGAAUGGUACUUCUUCACUCCGAGAGACCGCAAGUAUCAGAACGGUUCGCGGCCGAAUCGGGCAGCCGGAAGGGGCUACUGGAAGGCCACCGGGGCCGACAAACCGGUGUCGCUUCCCGGGAGCCACCGGCCCCUCGGUAUAAAGAAGGCCUUGGUGUACUACCAUGGCAAGGCCCCAAAAGGGGUCAAAACUGAUUGGAUCAUGCAUGAGUAUCGCCUCGCUGAUGUGGACCGAUCGGCCAACAACAAGAAGGGCAAUCUAAGAUUAGACGAGUGCGUCUUGUGCCGCUUGUACAACAAGAAGAACAAUUUGGCAAAGAUGCAACAGUGCAAGAAACAGACACUAGCCCCCGUGAAAACUACUGAUUCAUUUGACACGAACGAUGAUAAUUCGAGGUCGGACAGUUUGUGGACUACAGACUCCGAGUUCGAACACGAUAAGGGGCUUCAGGUUGUCACGGGUAGUGGCACCGGAGGGGGGUUUUCGGCGGUGGAAGAGGUGAAAGAGGAGGACGAUUGGUUUAUGGACCUGAAUCUUGACGAUUUUCAGAGCAACAUGGCAGCCAUUGGCUUUGGACCUGCAUCAGUGAUCAGUAUUUCCAAUCAAGAUUACUACAAUCGAAGUUCUAUCAGUGGAAGUAUUUGGAACAGAAACUAGUUCUAUUACCGAACUUCUCGUUGAGCUAUUGAUCGAUUCAAUUAUAAACAACUUGAUUCAAUUGAUUGAGGCCUCAGCAUUGUUCGGUUUGUCGAUAUGUUUGGUCCAAUAGACUUGUUGUAGUUUAAGCAAGUUUGCAAUAUUAAGAAGGGGUUGCCUAUGAAUGAAUUUAAAGAUUUCUCACCAAUGGAGCAUUCCGACUUUAUUA